This is a messenger RNA of Camelina sativa (false flax), 1277 nucleotides long. The record is from RefSeq and is a predicted model, not a curated record. Lineage: Eukaryota; Viridiplantae; Streptophyta; Magnoliopsida; Brassicales; Brassicaceae.
GAAUGAAACGGCCAUCAACAUCAACCGCAACCACUGCAGCCUCCACUGUCUCGACGACGACUUCUUCAUCCCCUAAUAACCAUCAUCAGAUCUCCCAUUUCUCUUCCAUGAAUCAUCAUCCUUUGUUCUAUGGUUUAUCAGACCAUGUGAGUAGCUGUAAUAAUCUUCCAAUGAUUCCAAGCCGUUUCAGUGAUUCUUCAAAGACUUCUUCAUCAAGUGGUCUAGAGAGUGAGUUUCUCUCAUCUGGGUUUAGCAGUCUUAGUGCCCUUGGAUUAGGUCUUCCGCAUCAUAUGAGUCAUGACAACACCAUUAAUGGUAGCUUCAUCAACAACUCCACAACAAACAAACCUUUUCUUCUAUCGGGUCUAUUCGGGUCCUCGAUGUCUUCUUCUUCCUCUACUCUUCUCCAGCACCCACACAAGCCCAUGAACAAUGGUAGUGACAUGUUGGGACAAUACCAUCUCCAAACCCUAGCAUCUCUUGAAGAUCUGCAUGUUGGAGGUAACAAUGAAGACAUGAACAAAGGAGGAAAGCUUGAUCAGAUCUCUGGGAACAUUAAUGGGUUCAUGUCAUCAUCAUCUUUGGAUCCUUCAAACUACAACAACAUGUGGAAUAAUGCAAGUGUUGUCAAUGGAGCAUGGCUUGAUCCAACAAAUAAUAACGUUGGAUCCUCCCUCACCUCCUUGAUAUAAACAAAAAAUUUGGUUAUAUGAUCAUCUAUAACUAGCUAGGGUUUACCUUCAUCACUUUUUUUUUUCUCCUUUUUGUUUUGAGAUGAGAGAAGAAGCUUGGAUCAGAGAGAUCUAAUCAUUGGAAAAGUUAAUCUUGGCACCAUAAAGCUCCCUCGGAUCCUCUUCAUCUCACCAUCUCAAUCAUCUCUUCCUUCGCGUUGUUCAAGAAAAACAAAAGAGGUUCAAGAUUGGCUCAAGGUUUACUAUGGUCUACUGUUAAAUCCACUCGAGGUAAAUUAUAUGUGUAUGUAAAUAAUAUGGUCCUGACUUUGAUCUUUUUUUUGUUUCGUUUAUGUAAUUCUAAGGUCCACCACAUGGGUUGGUGUUUCUUUUCAUUGGGAUUAGGAGGGUAUAUUUGGCUUAAUUUGGGUUUCUCAUGGGGUCCGAGAACUCUUAAUAGUUUUCAAGUUCUAUAUCUUGUUUUAGUUUCACAUUUCUUUUUGUGUGACUUUCAUUGGGUAUACAAACAGAUGGAGGGUGUGAUUUUGUGUUGUUAUUACUUUGAUUAUUCAUGUAUGAGUUAUGUUCUUACGGUGCUUUUCGAUA